AUGUUUGAAUCUUUGGUCCAGGAUAAUUUUUGUCAAUCAUCUGCGCAGUUCUCACAAAUCCUUGCGUCGUUAACUCCGUCGCUCCAAAGUCUCAUGACCGCAGCAAGAUUCGCUUUAAAGAACGCAGCCAAUGAAGACUACCUCUUCCCACAUUUCCCGCAAACAAAUGUCCAAGAACUCAUGUUGAAGUAUGAAACCCAGAAUGAGUUGCUCACUGCUGAAGAUCUAACUAAUAUCGAAAACGAUGUACCCUUCUCAGAACAACCUCCAACUCCAUCACCUCAAGAUACAGAAGAUCCUUUGAUAAGUGCGUGGAAGAUACUUGUGUGGAAAAAGAGACAGAGCAGAUAUGAAAGAAUCAGAAUACAAAAACAUAGUGACGUUAUCACCGGUGAGAUCCAAGAAGAAGAAAUGUUCAAUUUGGAUGAUAAGCAGCUGCUUUCAAGACAACAGAUCACCAUGAGAAUGGAAAGUGAUAGAGAAUCUCACAAGAGAUCAAAGGAAACCUUAUGGAUAGUCAAUAGACCUCAUGAGCCAAACUAUGUCACCGAAGAAGAAUUUGCCCACAAUUAUUGGAAUAAAGUGCAAAAAAUGAGUUCUGAAGAAUAUUCAAGUCUCUUGGAUGUCUUGGGAGAUUUGAACAAACUGGUGAGGUCCAGUUUCAAAGAUAAUAUAGCAUAG
Lizanozyma spartinae is the source of this 681-nucleotide messenger RNA. RefSeq lists its product as uncharacterized. Gene Ontology annotation, cellular component: CTDK-1 complex. NCBI's taxonomy places the organism in Eukaryota, Fungi, Ascomycota, Pichiomycetes, Serinales, Debaryomycetaceae. The record is from RefSeq and is a predicted model, not a curated record. Bases 1 to 681 code for a protein of 226 amino acids. Gene Ontology annotation, biological process: positive regulation of DNA-templated transcription, elongation; positive regulation of transcription by RNA polymerase I. The transcript is spliced from 4 exons.